AUGGAUGUGGAAAUGGGUGCUAUAGAGCUUACAAGGACAUUUUAUGUUGUUUCAUUGCCACCGGAUGGCUCGAUAGAGAGGUAUAAAGCACAUCUUGUUACGAAAGUCUAUACACAACAGGAAGGUGUACACUAUGUUGAUACAUUCUCACAUGUUGGUAAACUUGCUAGUGUUAAGCUUGUCUUAGGGUUAGCUGCCAAGAAGGGUUGGAGCUUAACUCAGAUGGAUGUUAAUAAUGCAUUUCUGCAUAGUGACUUAGAAGAAGAGAUCUACAUGAUUUUGCCUCAAGGUUAUACACCGACUUCCGGAGUUUUACCACCAAAUCCGGCCUGUAAGCUUCACAAAUCGAUUUAUGGUUUGAACCAGGCAUCACGACAAUGGUAUAAAUGUUUAUCUCAAGUGCUUCUUGAUGAGGAUUUCGAACAAUCUCCUGCUGAUAACACAUUGUUUGUAAAAGAAACAAGCACCUCUUAUACAACAAUAUUGGUUUAUGUUGAUGACAUACUGAUUGUUAGCAACAAUGAUGAAGCAGUUGCGAGCGUGGAGGUUGCUAGACAUUCAGAAGACAUCUUUGUUUGUCAAAGGAAGUAUUGCUUGGAUCUACUGGCUGACUUUGGUUUACUUGGUUGCAAACCAAAAUCUACUCCUAUGGAUUACAAGAAGAGUUUGACUAAAGAUUCAGGUACGUUACUCUCCGAUGGCAAACCUUACAGGAAAAUUAUUGGCCGUUUGUUGUAUUUGUGUAUUAUGCGACCAAAUAUCACCUUUGUUGUGAAUCAUUUGAGCCAAUACUUGUCAUGCCCAACCGACUUGCACUAUAAAGCAGCUCUACGUAUACUGAAGUACCUGAAGGACAACCAUGUUCAAGGAUUGUUUUACUCUGCUCAUACUGAUAUUUGUUUUAAUGGCUUCUCUAAUGCUGACUGGAGAACGUGCUUGGAGAGUAGACGAUCUAUUAAUGGUAUGUGCAUCUUUCUUGGUACUUCAGUGAUCAUAUGGAAGUCAAAGAAACAAGAUGUGGUGAGCAGUAGUAGCACGGAAGCAUGGUCGUCACCACAAGGGAGCUGCUUUGGCUGA
This is a messenger RNA of Camelina sativa (false flax), 1077 nucleotides long. NCBI's taxonomy places the organism in Eukaryota, Viridiplantae, Streptophyta, Magnoliopsida, Brassicales, Brassicaceae. The record is from RefSeq and is a predicted model, not a curated record.